UCCAGCUGUCACACCAUGGACUUCAUGCAGCAGAGCACACCAAAAAUCAAUGGCUUUAACAAUAGCCAUUGCCAACUGAAGAUUGUCAACUAUGAGGCUGAGGAAAACAGCAUUUCUCAUGAGACACACGGCCUCAGCAAAAAACACCUGGUGGUGCGACGAGGGAAACCUUUCAAACUGACUCUGUGGUUCCACUGGCGGCUGUGGAAUCCACACACAGAGUACCCGGUCCUCGAGGUCUUUCUGGGAAAUCAUUCAGACAGGAUCAUAGUCCAGAUCUCUGACGAGCAACACGACCCCCAAGGCUGGUCAGCCAAAAUCUACCCAGGCGACAUUCAAUCGAAGUCAGUCACCAUCCACAUCUGCUCCCCUGUUAAUUCCCCAGUGGCUCAGUAUUACCUCUUCCUCCACAUUGAGACGAUGCAUAGGAGCAGAAGUACCUUUGAAGUAGGAACAUUUGUGCUACUCUGCAACCCUUGGCUGAAAGAGGAUCCAGUGUACAUGCCACUGAAGGCCCAAAGAGAAGAGUAUAUCAAGAAUGAUUGCGGCAUUUUGUUCACGGGCACCCCUCAAAACAUUAAUGAAAGACCCUGGAUGUUUGGUCAGUAUGAGCCUGGAGUCCUGGAGGCGUGUAUGAAGCUGCUGCAGGUCAGCCGGUGGCACUUCAACAACAAAGAAAAAGACUACAUUCGACGAGCAGACCCCGUCUACCUCAGCCGGGUGAUUUGUGCUAUGGUUAACUGCGACGACGACCUGGGUAUUUUAAUGGGAAAUUGGUCAGGCGACUACAAAGAUGGUGUCAGUCCCGCAGAGUGGAGCAGCAGCGCUGACAUCCUCCACCAAUGGGCCUUGUCCAACUGCAAACCCGUACGCUACGGACAGUGCUGGGUCUUUGCAUCUGUCCUCUGCACCGUGAUGAGAGUGCUGGGUGUUCCCUCCAGGGUGGUGACAGUUUUUAACGCUGCCCAUGACGCUAACAGCAACCUGAUAAUUGAGGAAAAUUUCUCAAGCAGCGGGGAAAAGCUCCCAGGACCAAAGGACAGCACGUGGAACUUCCAUGUGUGGGUAGAGUGCUGGAUGAGGAGACCAGACCUCGGCUCAGCGUUUGAUGGGUGGCAGGUAGUGGACGCCACCCCACAGGAGAAGAGUGGAGGGAUAUACUGCUGUGGCCCUUGCCCAGUAAUUGCCAUCCAUCAACGUUUCCUUAGAACCAGUUUCGACACCCGGUUUAUCUACGCUGCUGUUGACGCUGACGUCGUACGGCUGAUCAUACACAAUGGACGGGUGAUGAAGAGGACGGUGGACACUAAGACGGUGGGACGGCUGAUCUGCACCAAGAGCAUUGGCUCAGACCUACUAGAAAACCUGACACAGGAUUACAAGAGCAAGACAAAACCACAAGCAGCAGGUUAUGGAAGAUACUCAGGUUGGAGAGGUGGCCAGGAUCGACCAAUGAGCAGAGAUGUUCGCAUGUCAGGUACACCUUUUCUGUCCAGUUCAGUGGGACAUCAAGAAGAUGGGGGUAUUUUGGAGUACAGCCAAAUGUCAGAUGGAGAAGAAGAAAUGCCUCCUGGUUUGGAGGUGUCCCUGAGCCUCAAGAGGGUGCCAACAGUGGGUGAGAGCAUCGUCAUGUGUGUAACGGUCAGGAACAACUCGAGCAGCUCCCGGGUUCUGAUGGAGCACGUCAACGCUCAGCUGAAGGAGUACAACAGAAACGCACAGGAGAGCUUCUGGAAGUCUCACAAAGAAGAGUGCAUAAAGGCGGGGGAAGUUCUGAAGCUGGAACACUCCAUCCUUUCCUCUGAGUACGAGUCUGUGCUGGCCGAUGAUGACAUUAUGAACGUGGCAGUUGUGAUAAAGGACGUCCUGACGAAAGAAAGGUUCCUGGCCACGCAGGAGUUCAACGUAACCUCACCAAAGAUAACCGUGGAGAUUGAAGGAGGGGGCAGCAUCCAGAUGAAGAAGGAGUACAAAGCCCAUGUGUCCUUCACCAACACAUGCAGCAGUAGUGUGAAUGGAGCCGUGCUGACAGUAGAGGGGUCUGGCCUGCUGCAGGGCAAACAGGAAGCCAGGAUGGCUAUCCUGAAGCAGGACGAGAAGAUAGAGAAGACAGUGACCAUCAUGGCCGCUGGCCCCGGCACGAAACUGCUGAAGGCGACUUUCUCACACAGUAACAGCCCCAAAGCCAUUUCCAGAACCUUCCACAAAGUCACUGCCGUGAGUGCAUGACACUCAUGAGUCCAUCCUCCAGAAAAGCUCCAGGAAAUUAUUUUCUUUGCAGUAAGACCUGGACAGUGACUUUGUUUUAUUGUUAAAAUGUUGUGUUUUGGUAGUCUCCAUUCAUUGAUCCAUUCUAAAUAAUCGACAUACACUAUAUUCUGUAACGGUGAUCGGGUACAUCAAAGUCAAAGAACAAUAUUUCUGUAUUCUAUCAUACAUGGUUUGAUCAUUUUAAAAAAUAUCCAACAGGUUUUACAUACAUGUACCAUACUAUACACAAAACAUUUUUUAUAUAUGAUAAUAUGAAUAUAUCAUAGUAUUUAGUACUUGUCUUCUUUACCUUUUCUUUUGGAGUUGCAUAAAUACAUUUCCAUCAGUAAACUCAACCAGCUGAUUGUCUCAGAAAUGUCAGGCAAAACGAAAUGUCUCUAAUAUGAUUGGUAGCAACCACGCCUAUAGAAAAAAAUCACUUAUUAAGUAGCCAGUUUCAAAAAGAUCUGAUGACAGCAUUAUGAGUAUGUCUUCACACUGAUGGUUCAUAUAUAAAGAAUACACACUGUAUACUUUUCAUUUUAUGAUUAUAAAGAAGGGGCCUUAUGUGACUUAUGAUUAAAUAGUUAUCACAAAGAUCAGAGAUAAUGAAUGAAUCCUUACUCUCUACUAGUGAGUCAGAUCAUGGGACACUUACAGUAGUUGCCUUUAACUUCCUGUCUUGGUGCUCAGUGUGAGUUCAAGUCUUUGAGUUUCCUCACAAGGAAAGGUUUGACAGUUAAGACAGAAAAGCUUGAACAAAUAAAUGAUUAAUUAGAAAAAUAAAUGUGUAUACAUUCAAACACACUGCCUAGUUUACUACUGAUAACGUUAGACAGAAAUCAUCGGAAUAAAAUGUCUUCAUUUUCAAGUUGCCUCAUAAUGAAUCUAUUGUUUGUUAGGUAUUUUCAAGCUGGUAGCACAACAUUCCAUAAAUAGCAUAACAAAAUUAUAUAUAUUUUGUAUUAAUCAACUAAAUAGUAAAACAAAUAAAACAAUCAAAUAGAAUGAGGUGGUUUCACAAGAAAGCAAUAUUAUGAUAAAUAAAAAAAGAAAGUCUAGCAGAUCAAAUACCAACUGGAAGAUGGGACUGCACUAUUAUUUUGACUGAUGUUGCAAUUAGAUAUCGGAGAGAUUCAUCAUAAUUGAAUGAUUAAAAAACACAUAUAAUACAUGCUCAUUGCGUGAUUUUCCUUUUCAAGAGGAUCUGUGCCAAACUAAAGGCUUUUUUGAGUCUGUAGAAUACAAUUUGUAGGCCGGUACUUCUCUGCUGCUUAAAAAUACUUAAAUCAUAUUGGGAUUUUGUUUACACUUUUGAUUGAAUGUGCAGCCCUUCUGGAAGAGGUACCAAUACAGAAAGUGCUCGAUUUCCCUUUGACCUACUUCCUGUCAGCCUUGCCAGUCAAGUUUCUCACCAUUCAUAGAAAAUAGCAGUAUAACAGACAUGUAAUUAGUAGGUUUGUCUUGUCAACACCCCCAACGUGCCUUUGUCUUUCUGCGAAUGUCACUGAGUUCAAACUUGUAAUCAUGCAUUACAUGGGAAAUGACAAUAGUGAAGCCAGGUAGAUUGUGUGCUCGAUAAUAAACGUGUAACUUGUGAUUGUCCCUUCACAGGCUGAACUGCAUUUCUGUUAUUGAGUAUCAGCACUAGAUGGCAGCAUUGGAGUAUCUACCAAUGAGUCUGUGUCUGUUUUCUCUCUAGAAAUCAAUGAUCUGCUUUCCUAAGCUUUUGACUCUGGUUAUUUUAUCACUUUGCCUUUGGCACUGCCUGCGUCCUGUGAUCAUUAAGGGAAUAUUUGACAUUUAGUCUCAGAAGUAAAUUUAAAUGAGUGGCUAAAUGAUUUUCCUGUGUUCCUUUGCCCCUUUUGUAAAACUAUGUCUCAGCUGUCAGAGUUAGAGUGCAAAGAGCAUACACUUUUUUUUUUUUUCAUGCACACCAGUUGCUUAAUGCAUCAGUAAUUUAUUUUUAAUUGGCACAAUGUCUUAAAACAAUUAUUUACUUUUUCAUUGAAAAAUGUUAGUUGCUGUGAACAUCGAGAGAGAGAGAAAGAAAUGUUAAAAUUCCUAUAUUUCAGACUUAUUUCAGAACUUAUAAUCACAGAUUCUUGUGACUAAAUCUUUUGACUUGAACUGAUUUGAGUUGAACAGAUAAUUAAACUCAUCAAAUUUAGAAAAGGUCCCAUCAUGCAUUGUUUCAUAGUUAAAAGCAACCAUUUAACACCUGAAAAUAAGUCAAGGCUGUUUCUCUGUUUUCUAAAAUGUUUUUUUGUGUGUUGUGUUUUCACAUUAUUUUUGACAGAUGAAAAUGUGGAGCAGAGAAAGCAGGGUAAAAAAUGCAACAAUUGUCCCAAAGCUGGAACCAUAAUAAAUUAAACAAUCCUGACGAC
Molecule: messenger RNA, 4637 nt
Organism: Gymnodraco acuticeps
Lineage: Eukaryota; Metazoa; Chordata; Actinopteri; Perciformes; Bathydraconidae
Product: protein-glutamine gamma-glutamyltransferase 5-like
Exons: 17
Coding region: 16-2229 (737 amino acids)
Biological process (GO): peptide cross-linking
Molecular function (GO): protein-glutamine gamma-glutamyltransferase activity
Source: RefSeq, a predicted model, not a curated record